Messenger RNA from Lemur catta (Ring-tailed lemur), 5533 nucleotides. It is a transcript of the gene MAPT, whose product is annotated as microtubule associated protein tau. The transcript is spliced from 10 exons. Gene Ontology annotation, molecular function: microtubule binding. The coding region runs from base 248 to 1399 and encodes 383 amino acids. The record is from RefSeq and is a predicted model, not a curated record. Lineage: Eukaryota; Metazoa; Chordata; Mammalia; Primates; Lemuridae. Gene Ontology annotation, cellular component: neuron projection. Gene Ontology annotation, biological process: neuron projection development; microtubule cytoskeleton organization.
CCCGCCCCCCGCCCCUGGGAGGCUCGCGCUCCCGCUGCUCGCGCCUGCGCCGCCCGCCGGCCUCGAGAACGCGCCCUCUCGCCGGCGCGCGCGCUCGCAGUCACCGCCACCCACCCGCUCCGGCACCGGCAGCAGCGCCGCCGCCACCGCCCACCUUCUGCCGCCGCCACCACAGCCACCUUCUCCUCCUCCGCUGUCUUCUCCCGUCCGCACCCUCUGUCGACUGUCAGGUGAACCUUGACCCGGGAUGGCUGAGCCCCGCCAGGAGUUCGACGUGAUGGAAGAUCAUGCCGAGGAGGCGUACGGGUUGGGGGACAGGAAAGAUCAGGGCGACUACACCCUGCUGCAAGACCAGGAGGGUGACACGGACCAGGGCCUGAAAGCUGAAGAAGCAGGCAUUGGAGACACCCCCAACCUGGAAGACCAAGCCGCUGGACACGUGACCCAAGCCCGCAUGGUCAGUAAAGGCAAAGACGGGACUGGAAGCGAUGACAAAAAAGCCAAGGGGGCUGAUGGUAAAACGAAGAUCGCCACACCCCGGGGAGCGGCCCCUCCAGGCCAGAAAGGGGCUAAUGCCACCAGGAUUCCAGCAAAAACCCCGCCCGCCCCAAAGACACCGCCUGGCUCUGGUGAACCUCCCAAAUCUGGGGACCGCAGUGGCUACAGCAGCCCUGGCUCCCCGGGCACUCCUGGCAGCCGCUCCCGCACACCUUCCCUGCCGACGCCGCCCACCCGGGAGCCCAAGAAGGUGGCAGUGGUCCGCACUCCACCCAAGUCACCGUCGUCCGCCAAGAGCCGCCUGCAGACGGCCCCUGUGCCCAUGCCAGACCUGAAGAACGUCAGGUCCAAGAUUGGCUCCACCGAAAACCUGAAGCACCAGCCAGGAGGCGGGAAGGUGCAGAUAAUUAAUAAGAAGCUGGAUCUUAGCAACGUCCAGUCCAAGUGUGGCUCAAAGGAUAAUAUCAAACACGUCCCAGGAGGCGGCAGUGUGCAAAUAGUCUACAAACCAGUUGACCUGAGCAAGGUGACUUCCAAGUGUGGCUCGUUAGGCAACAUUCACCAUAAACCAGGAGGUGGCCAGGUGGAAGUUAAAUCUGAGAAGCUGGACUUCAAGGAUCGAGUCCAGUCGAAGAUCGGGUCCCUGGAUAACAUCACCCACGUCCCUGGCGGAGGGAAUAAAAAGAUCGAAACCCACAAGCUGACCUUCCGUGAGAACGCCAAAGCCAAGACGGACCACGGGGCGGAAAUUGUGUACAAGUCGCCCGUGGUGUCCGGGGACACGUCUCCACGGCACCUCAGCAACGUCUCCUCCACGGGCAGCAUCAACAUGGUAGACUCGCCCCAGCUCGCCACGCUAGCCGACGAAGUGUCCGCUUCCCUGGCCAAGCAGGGUUUGUGAUCAGGCCCCCGGGGCGGUCAAUAAUCGUGGAGAGAAGAGAGAGUGAGAGUGUGUGGAAAAAAAAAAAAAAAGAAUAAUGACCUGGCCCCUCGCCCUCUGCCCCCCAGCUGCUCCUCGCAGAUCGGUUAAUCGGUUAAUCACCUAACCUGCUUUUGUCGCUCGGCUUUGGCUCGGGACUUCAAAAUCAGUGAUGGGAAUAAGAGCAAAUUUCAUCUUUCCAAAUUAUGGGUGGGCUAAUAAUACAAUACUUGUUAAAAAAAAAACCACUCAGAAACAUGGCCACACCCAACAUUUCCUUGGGCAAUUCCUGCUGAUUCUUUUUUUUCCCCCCUCUGAGUCGAAGAGGGAGGAAGAGGCUCUGAAAGCUGCUUCUGGGGAAUUUCAAGGGACCGGGGGUGCCCACCGCCUCUGGCCCCGUCCUGGGGGUGUCACAGAGGCAGCGGCAGCAACAAGGGAUUUGAAACUCGGUGUGUUCGUGGAGCCACAGGCAGAUGACGUCAACCUUGUGUGAGUGUGAUGGGGGCGGGGCCGAGGCAGGGGCGGGCAGGGGAGAGGAAGGAGGAGCGGGGGCGGGGAGGAAGGACGGCGCCGGGAGUGGGAGACGCGACGCCGUCCCCUGCCGGGCGCCGCCGGGAGAGCAGCGGGAAGGGCGACCGCCUCUGCAGCCCGCAGCAGCUCAGACCCGGCGGCCUCCUGCUCUUGGUGGCCUGGGUCGCCUGAGGGUCGGUGUGCCACCCUCUGGAGGGCGGCCUGUGCGAGAAGAGGCAGUGGGCAGGAGGAAAGGGAAGGUCGGCGGGAUGGUGGCAGCCCGUGGGUUACUUCCUUGGAGGAGACAGACCUCGAUGUCCGAGAGCGCUGGCCUCUUCCUCCCUCCCUGCAGGGUGGGGGUCCUUCCUGAGCUAAGGGGCUUCCUUCCGCUCCAUGGAAACUCUGAUUUAUUGAGUUCUGAAGGUUGGAUCUGCAGCCACGAUUUUGGCCACCUCGCAGACCUGGGACUUUAGGGCUAACCAGUUCUCUUUGUAAGGACUUGUGCCUCUUGGGAGAUGCCCGCCUGUUCCCACAUCUGGCCUCUGGCAUCUCUGGAGUGUGCGGGGGUCUGGGAGGUGGUUCCGAGCCUCCCGUCCCUCCACGGCCACUGCAGCCACCCCUGUCUGCCUUGCCGUGCCGUGUCUGCUGUGAGAGCCAAUCACUGCCUGUACCCCUCAUGUCACACUGCCCCGAGUUCCCAGCCUAGCCACCCCCCUUCUCAGCAGUGGGCAUUGGCUGGAUAUGGGAGGCACCUACUCCAAGCGGUGAAACCAAGGGAAGGCAAAGUCCAGGCACAAAGGUUGAGCCUCAGUCUCUCGCUCCAAGUUCCACUCAUCCUAUGGGUGUGCCUCUCACAGCGGAUUUGAUGAGCUUAUUGGAUUCCCUGCUCCCACCUCCCAUCAGGUAUGAGCCAUGGUGCUGCUUGGCAGUGACCCUGUACGUUCUUGCCUUGUUGAUGUGGAGAGAGCCUUUCCCUCCCAGAAAGCCUGGCCCCUUCCUGUGUUGAACUGGCAGCAGGAGUUGGGUGUUGCCAGUGAUGGCAGCAGGAUGGGCAGGCAAGGCUCCCCGGGCAGGACCACUCUUUCUCUGUCCCCCACUUGUGCCCCAGCUUGAGACUGCCAGCCUCCCAGAGAGCCCAGCCACCGUUCACCUCCAUGUGCAUAUAACCAGCCCUCCACACCCCCAAAAGGGGAACAUGCUCCCUUGGAAAUGGUUCUUCCCCCCAGUCCCAGCUGGAAGCAAUGCUGUCUGUUCUGCUGGAGCAGCUGAACAUAUACGUAGAUGUUGCCCUUCCCUCCCUGUCUGCGCUCUGUUGCAUUGUAGUUGGAUUUGUCUGUUUAUGCUUGGAUUCACCAGAUGACUAUGACAGUGAAAAGACAAAAAAAAAAAAAAAAAAAAAAGGACGCAUGUAUCUUGAAAUGCUUGUAAAGAGGUUUCUAACCCAUGCUCAUGAGGGUCCUAGAUCAGAUCUCUCUCACCCUCAUGCUGGGACUUGGCUCCAGGAAGCCAGUGUGGCUGUACCCUGCGGCUGGGGCCUCCCAUGUUUUGCCACGUUUUGAAAGGUUUUCAUCAGCAUCUGGGACCCAAGAGACCAGAUUCCGGCUUCUAAGGAGGACCUUCAGCUGCAAAGCCCUGAAGCACAGGACUAGGACAGAAGCUAUGGUAUCUCCCCCUCCCCACUUCCCCCAGGGCUCCCUUUGGCAGGGCAGAGAGCGGUGUGUCUUAUGGCUGGCCUGGCUUGCAGCAUGGAGAUGGUCCUCUCUGGUCACAGCCUGGAGAAGUCCCAUAGCAGUCCUGAAAAAGGGUCUUACAACCGCAUCACAAGGAAAAGGAAUUUGUCUGCAGCCCCCAGAAGCCCGUCCCUCAGGCUGGGGGUCCUUCUCCAGGGUCACUCUCAGGAGGGACAGCCCAGGCCUCCUCACCAAGGGGUCUCCAACCACGGACGGUAUUGGAAUGGAUUGUCCAUUCUGGAUGGGCUCCAGGGGCCCGAGCUGCUUGACUGAGGAAGGAUGGCAAGUCGGGAAACAUGGUUCCCAAAGCCUUGGCCAGAGCACCAUCAGCCCACUGACUGCACAAGCUCCACCUGCUACCAUGAGAAAAGGGAAAGCUGCCUGUGCAGAAAAGAAACUCAGCAGCCUCAGGCCCAGUCCUGUCACUUCUGGUUUGAGUACAGUUAAAGGCAACCUGGGGGACUGGGUGGUAGGGGCCCAGGGCCUCCCCCAGGGUUGGAUGUCUCAUUUGCAGCCAGGGCUUUCUGUGCAAGGAAUUAUCUGGGCCCAGAACUUUCCACUGUGAGGUUCUCCACUGUCCUCUAACCCCAGCUGGUCUCAGAAGUGAAGGGUUCAGAGGAAGAAAAAGGAAACUGUGGUGGUAGAGAUUUGUUAGCUGUUAAGAGCAUGGCCUGCUCAUUACUGCCACUGACGUUGGUGCACUUCUCGCACCUCUUUGCUCUUCCUGCAGUUCCUGGGCCCUGCUCUUCGUUCAGCACCAUGGGCCAUCUGAGGAGGGUUUUGGACUCUCCCUCAGGGGUGGGUUAUUUGGGGUCAUGGUUUAAGGUGAUCAGGUCAGCGCUGGCAGGUAGAUUGCAAAGGGGUGCUUGUGACCUUAAAUGAGGACAAUCCCCCCAGGGCUGGACCUUCCUCCCUUCUCCCCAUUUCUCCCAUCUCCAGAGCCAAUGCCCCUGGGUGGGCUAGAUGGUGUAUACUAUUUGCCUACCAAGCUCUCAGUUCACUUUAUCAAUAGCUCCAUUUAAGCUGACUUCAGUGGUGAGACUGUUUCCUGUUUGCAAUUGCUUAUUGUGCUGUGGGGGGAGGGGGGAGGAAUGUGUUCAAUAGUUAACAUGGGCAAAGGGAGGUCUUGGAGUGCAGCAGUUAAACCACCCUGUAACCCUUUUCUUCAUGAUUUCAACUACAUUUGCUAGAGGGAGGGAGAUGCCAUGGGGUUAGAGGUCCUUGUGGCAUCACCCUUCCACUGACAGGUUCCCAGUUGCAGCAGGCAGCCAGCUCAUUCCCCAUGGCCUGCCCAGCUGAGUAGGAAUCUGGAGAUCUGGUUGCUUUGGCCUGUUGCCUCUUGUGGGGUCUCAGGCCCACAAGCAUGCCUGAGACCCCAGCACCCUUCCCUCUAAGCGGUUAGCACCUCCGUGUCAGCUCUCCCACCGGCUGCAGAGAUGCAGCCUGUACUUUUAGCGGGGGCUGAGAUUGUUGUUACCUUCACCCUCCUUAUCUUUGUCCUCCAAGUGAAGCCAAGAGCUGCUGGAUGAUGGCCGAGGUUAUCGUCAGCUUGUUCCAUCUACAGAUCUGUGGCUUCAGGAGACUUCUGAUUUCUCUUCAGCUUUGAAAAGGGUUACCCUGGCACUGGCCUAGAGUCUUAACCUCCUAAUGGACUGAGCCCCAUGAAUUUGCAAAGUUGGGCAGGACAAUUUCUGGCACUUGCAAGUCCCAUGAUUUCUUUGGUAACUUUGAGGGUGGGGGGAGGGACAUGAAAUCAUCUUAGCUUAGCUUCUUGUUUGUGAAUGUCCAUAUAGUGUAUUGUGUGUUUUAACAAAUGAUUUACACUGACUGUUGCUGUAAAAGUGAAUUUGGAAAUAAAGUUAUUACUCUGAUUAAA